GAGCCGUGUGUGCUUCUCUAGAGCGCGUCAUACAAAAAAACAGAUCUACACCGGAUUACAACUUUUUCCUUAUUUGGACGUGAGUUUAUAACGAAUCCCACCUGCCUGGAAUAAAAACAUCACGAUGGACAGCUCUAAUCUUGCAAGCAUGAGUGCGCAUCACCAAAACACCUUGGCAGCUCAACGGUUCCUUGCAUCCUCGUUUGAGUGCAUUGGGGAAACUACCUAAAGUAACGUGCGCCUUUCCUACCAGGACGAUGGUGAGUCGGUGUUAAUUCUUGAAACGUUAAAUUGGCUGUCAGGAGGCAUGGACCCAGCAUGGAUGUAACUCAGACCAAUGCGACGGAACAUGCCAACAUCACCAGCAGCCCCAAACCGUGGCCACACGCGCUGACGCCCGCCGCGUUCAUCAUACUCGUGGUGUCCGUAAUUAUUUUAGUCACCAUUGUUGGAAAUGUUCUGGUCAUCGUGGCAGUCCUGACUAGCCGUGCGCUCCGUGCGCCACAGAACCUGUUCCUCGUGUCGCUCGCGUGCGCGGACAUCCUCGUGGCAACGCUGGUGAUCCCGUUUUCCCUCGCCAACGAGAUCAUGGGAUUCUGGUACUUUGGAAGCACCUGGUGCGCAUUUUACCUGGCUCUGGACGUCCUGUUCUGCACGUCGUCUAUCGUUCACCUGUGCGCCAUUAGUUUGGAUAGGUACUGGUCCGUCACCAAGGCGGUGAGUUACAACUUGAAGAGAACCCCAAAACGCAUCAAAUCUAUGAUCGUGGUGGUGUGGGUGAUAUCGGCCGUCAUCUCCUUCCCGCCUCUAAUCAUGACCAAACACGACGAGACGGAAUGUUUGCUUAACGGCGACACCUGGUACAUCCUCUCCUCGUGCCUGGUGUCGUUUUUCGCGCCUGGGUUCAUCAUGAUCAUAGUGUACUGUAAGAUCUACCGGGUCGCCAAACAGCGCUCGUCCACCGUAUUCGUAGCUAAAAACGGUUUGGAAAGACAGGCUUCCCAGUCCGAGACGUGCUUCGUACGUAAAGAUAAGUUCGAGAAAGAAAGUCCGAGCAGUGACAGCUCAGAAAGCAACCAGAGGCAGGAGGAGCUGGAUGAUAUUGAUUUAGAGGAGAGCGCGUGCGACAACAAACCCAAAAGCUCGCGCUUCUCUAAGCGCAGGAAAGUGGACGGCGCGCACUGCUGCCCUCAGCGGCCCUGCCGGGUCUCGUGGGUUUCCAAUCAGGAGCAGAGCACCAGACAGUUUACGAGGGUCUCGAAAACCAAAGUAGCUCAGAUGCGAGAGAAACGCUUCACCUUCGUCCUGGCUGUGGUGAUGGGGAUCUUCGUCCUCUGCUGGUUUCCCUUUUUCUUUACAUACAGUCUCCAUGCCAUCUGCGGGGAGAGCUGCGUGCCGCCCGAAGGGCUUUUUAAGCUCUUCUUUUGGAUUGGUUACUGUAACAGUUCAGUGAAUCCCAUCAUUUACACCAUCUUUAACAGAGACUUCAGAAAAGCUUUUAAGAAAAUUAUCUGCUUGACUGGGAAACGCACAUGAGAGUGCAUCAAAUCUACAGUCCAGGCUCAACAAGUAUUUGGAGACUUUAAAUCACAAAUCAUUUUCUUUAUUUUCUUUUUAAAAGAAAAGUUACACUAAUUGUAAUUAAAUAUGUAAAAAUUUAGCUUGUCCCAGACUCAAACUUUAUCGUUUUAAACUCCAUCAUAAAGAAAACUAUUUUAAAAGUUACUGUACCUUGUUACCAAGGAAACAAAGUGCAACUGCAUAUGAAAUUGGACUCAGUCUGCUAUUUCAUUCUAGAAUUGAUAAAAUACAAAUUCAUCUCCGUCAUGACACUAAAUACUAAAAAAUACAACCACAGUCGGCGGUGAAGUGAAAAAAGCUGAACAUAGAAGUGAUGAAUUUUGACUAUACUUGAUCUACACACAGAUAUGUAUUGUUUAUUACAAACAUAUUUAUUUUGAUAAUUUCUUUGCUAUAAUUCUUUUAAAAUGUGUUGCUAAAGUGUACAAAUACUUUAGAGUGUAUUUCUGAUGUUGAUAUUGUUUGUAUAUAUAAAAUGAGGAUUAUUUGUAUAUGUAUACAGUACAUGUAAUCUCAGUAUUGUCACUCCCUGUAAAUAUAACAUGUAUAAAAUAUAUUAAUGUUGCCUUAUUCUCUCAUUCUGGGUAUAUAAUGCUGAUGGUGUUUACUAUCUGUUUUUUGACUCAUUGUUGAAAAGUUGAAAAAGUGAGACCUUCUGCUCAGAAUGAAUGAAGAUUAUUGUGUUUGGAUGCUGAUGUUGUAAUCAGUGUAGUUGUAUAAAAACAGGCCUUUAAUAAAUCUAUGGGGUGUGUUUUUUAAGGGCUUGGGGUAUCCGGUGACUGUUUAUGGUGCUGAAGGGAGCCCUGACUUCCCCAAAAUCAUAUUUUCCAUCAGUCAAAUUAAUAUCCAUGAUUUGAGAAACCUAAUUGAGCUGAACUCUGAAUGUAAGUGAUAGUAUCUGAAACUCAUUGACCAUCAUUGUCUAAAGGCAGGAAGGGAUGUUACACGAUAUCACAGAACUUUCCUGAUGUGAUCGGUCAUGUUUUUAUCCUAAAUCUAAAGUUUGGCAGAAUGUCCUGGGUUUGUUUUAGA
Molecule: messenger RNA, 2613 nt
Organism: Triplophysa dalaica
Lineage: Eukaryota; Metazoa; Chordata; Actinopteri; Cypriniformes; Nemacheilidae
Gene: adra2da
Product: adrenergic, alpha-2D-, receptor a
Exons: 1
Coding region: 319-1536 (405 amino acids)
Biological process (GO): adenylate cyclase-activating adrenergic receptor signaling pathway
Cellular component (GO): membrane
Molecular function (GO): adrenergic receptor activity
Source: RefSeq, a predicted model, not a curated record